CACAGCUUGGUGCAGUAAACGACCUGAGCUGGGAAAUGGCGUCGCGUCCUCCUUACCCGGGAACACCUCCUCCUCCGGGAGCUCCUCCUGUCACCCCUCAGAGGUACGCUGGGCCUCAGGGGGGUCAGGGAACACCAAUGAGGUACCCCCAGCAGAGUUACCCACAGAUGAAUGUGCAAAGAUCCCAGUACCCUCCUGUUGGUAUGGGGGGUCCUACGGGAAGCCCAGCUCCAGUUAUGCAGCGUCCUCCAGGUCCCCCAGGUCCACAGCCGUACAGCAGUGGUAUGGUUCGCCCUCCAGCUAUGCCUACAACUCCUGGCUCGAAGCGACCUGCUUCAUCUAGCUCUUCCAAAAGUGGAGGAGGUAGUGGGGGCAGCAGUGGUGGUGGUGGACCUCCACCUACCAACCAGGGAGGUGUCCCUUCAGACUAUUCCCAUGGAAGUUCUAAGAAGAAGAAGAAAUUAGCAGAGAAGAUUCUACCACAGAAGGUUCGAGACCUUGUUCCGGAAAGUCAAGCAUACAUGGACCUUUUGGCGUUUGAGCGCAAGCUUGAUGCUACCAUCAUGAGGAAGAGACUUGACAUUCAGGAAGCAUUGAAGCGACCCAUGAAAGUUAAGAAGAAAUUACGUAUUUUUAUAUCCAAUACAUUUUACCCUGCUCGUGCAGAGGGAGUUGAAGGUGAUGAGGCUUCUGUUGCAUCGUGGGAACUGAGAGUUGAAGGACGGCUCUUAGAUGACCAUAAGGUAAAGCGACCUGGAGAUAAAAAUGUCCGGUGCACCAUCCUGCUUUUGCUGGAUUAUCAGCCACAUCAGUUCAAGUUGGAUCCACGUCUAGCCCGCCUUUUGGGAGUGCACACACAGACACGCCCUGUUAUCAUUACAGCACUCUGGCAGUAUAUUAAAACUCACAAGUUGCAAGACAGUCAUGAGAGAGAAUACAUCAAUUGUGACAAGUAUCUGGAACAGAUCUUUGGUGUCCCUCGCAUGAAGUUUGCUGAAAUUCCUGGACGACUGAACCAGCUACUGUUUCCUCCAGAUCCUAUUAUCAUCAAUCAUACUAUCUCUGUUGAGGGGGCAGAUCAAAAGAAAACUUCUUGCUAUGAUAUAGAUGUUGAAGUGGAUGAUAACCUCAAGACUCAAAUGAAUAAUUUCCUACUGAGCACCAACUCUCAGCAAGAUAUUCAGACACUAGACACCAAGAUACAUGAGACUGUUGAAACUAUCAACUCCCUCAAGACUAACAGAGAGUUUUACCUUUCAUUUGCCAAAGAUCCACAACAGUUCAUACAGAAAUGGCUGAUCUCUCAGAACCGUGACUUAAAAACCAUGACAGACGUUGUUGGCAACCCCGAGGAAGAGCGGAGAGCUCAGUACUAUUAUCAACCAUGGACUCAUGAAGCCGUCAACCGCUACUUUUAUUCCAAGAUUCAGCAAAAACGGGCAGAAUUGGAACAGGCAUUGGGAAUUAGGAACAACUGAAAAUAAUAACUUUGUCUCUGACAUACAUUAUUGUAUAUCCAAAUUUAUAAGAAAUCAGUUAAAGCUUUGGGUUUAAUCUUGUAAUUAUUAUUAUAACUAGUUAUGAUAAAUGUACAAUUAAAGUAAAGCUGGUUUUAAAGCUCAUGCACUUGAGGCUUAUAUAUAUAUUUUUUGUUUUCAUUUAACUGUGUAUUAGUACUAAGAUAUCUUGUGGAAAUGUCUUCUUUUAUGUUCUUAUAUUAUAAUAUCUUUGUAAAAA
Messenger RNA from Procambarus clarkii (red swamp crayfish), 1737 nucleotides. Lineage: Eukaryota; Metazoa; Arthropoda; Malacostraca; Decapoda; Cambaridae. The record is from RefSeq and is a predicted model, not a curated record.